CUCUCGGUAUGGUCACAACACCCUCCUCUGCUGUCUCUAGCAGCUCUCUGGGGCCACACAGCCCCCGUGUCACCCCAGAGACACCCAUCAAGGCCACCAGCAGUUCCCGUGACCCAGCCUUAGAGGAUUCCAGCACAGACACAUGGGAAGCCACAGCCAUGUCCUGGAAGAACACCAUCCCCUCCAGCAAUGCCAUUACACCAGCUGGCUCACCCAGCAUUGACACCUCCAUGGUGACCAGGCACACCACGGUGUCACCUCCUAUGGCAACGACCAACAGUGCUGCCCAGUCUCCCUCUGCUAUGCAUGAUGUCCCCACUGCCCUAAGAGUGACAAACCACAAGGCCACCUCUGCAUCUACUGCCAUGUCCAGCCCUGCUAAGGGCAUACCAGCAGCCAGCAGCCCCACCAGAGCAGCUCCAGGCUUAGGGGCACAGAGUGGACCAAUCACAGCACCAGGGGCAUCCACUUAUGCCACCCCCCAGAAUCCCAUGUCCAAGCCUGGCACUGAGCUCGUCCCAGCAGUGUCACUGUACCCAUUUGGCGCAGCGGAAGGGGACACAGAGUGCAUCCAGAGAACAGUGGACUUUAACUCCCCAUUGCUGGAGCCCGAGAUCGGGUUCCCCUUGGGGAAGGCACUGCGGGACACCCUCUACUUUACAGACAAUGGACAAAUCAUUUUUCCUCCCACGGACAACCACGUCCCCUCCAGCCCCCACCCCCCUUCCCAGGGCUUCAGUGGCCAUGAGGCUUUACCCGUGGUGGCCGCCUUUUGGGGCGAUGCGGAUUUCUCUCGUGGUGUUGGCACAACCUGGUACCAGGAGUACCCCACCCUCGGCUCCAUCCGAGAUCCUAUUAUCCAUGAUGUGGAAGCAAAGAUUCAGAAAUACAUGCGGGUGCCAUACUCUGCUAAAUGGACCCUGAAGGUGACGUGGGACAAGGCUCCAUCGUACCCGUCCCAGCUGGAUGAUGCACAGACCAACACGUACCAGGCGGUGCUCUCCACUGAUGGCAGCCGCUCCUUUGCCUUGCUGCUGUACCAGGAUGGUGGCAUGCGGUGGGACUACGCCAGGCUGGCAGCCAGGGAUGCGCUCAUCGGCUUCUCCAGUGGUGAUGGCUAUGCCCUGAACAGUGAGCUGACUGAAGAGCCACCAGCUGUUAGGUACCGUCCAGACCAGCACCGCAGCCCCGGCACUGAUGUGCGUGGGCUGUGGCUGUUCCGGCUGGACAACAGCAGCCGGGUGAACUCCAGGCUGCAGUGCCUGACGUGGCUGCAGGCACAGCCACCACCGUCCACCUGGAGCAUGGAGCUGCCACCCUGCCCCUGCUCACGGCCCCAGGCAGAGCUGGACCCCCGAUACCGCCGGAGCAGAAGUGCUGAGUCCCCUCCUGCACCUGGGGUGACCACUGUACCCCAAAAUACUUCAGAUCUCUUUGUGACGGUGCUGCGCACCACAUCCCCCAGCCGGAUGGGAGCUGGGGUGCGGUGUGUGUACCACGGCACAGGGUUUUUGGAAGGAUGGCAGGAGAGAUUCUGGAGCCCACCCAACAAUCCUUCAGACAACCAAGAGCUGGAGGCGUUUGAAUGGUGCUGCCGGCAAGUGGGGAAGCCUCAUUUCUGCACCAGGUACAGCGAGAAGAGACCAAGAGCUGGCUGUGAGGGAUAUGUGCCACCCACCCCUGCCAAUGCCUUUGGGGACCCCCAUGUCACUACCCUGGAUGGCCUUACCUACACCUUCAAUGCACUUGGGGACUUCAUGCUGCUGCUGGCCAGUGAUGCUCACACCAGCUUUGUGCUGCAAGGGCGCAUGGCCCGCACCGGUACAGCCCGGGCCACCAACUUCAUGGCCUUUGUUGCCCAGUACACCUCCAGCACCACCACAACAGUUGAGUGGACCUUGGGGAGCUCUAAUGAGGUACAAGUUCUGCUGAACUAUGAAACCAUCCAGUUUUCCUACUCCCAAGACAUGGAUGCUGAGGUGUACUACAGCCCCAGUGUCCUGCUGGUCAACACCUCCUCCAUCACAGCCAUCUUUGAUGGGACCAUCUCCAUCUCCGUCUCAGCCAACUCUGGGAUGCUCAGUGCGGUAUGCAGCCUGCUGGAGCAGUACCAUAAUGGCACCAGGGGCCUGCUGGGUGUAUGGAACCAUAACCCAGCAGAUGACUUCCAGAUGCCAAAUGGAACUAACAUUCCUGUAAACAGCAGUGAGGAAGAUAUCUUCAGCUAUGGGAUGACCUGGGCUGUUGGAGAGCACAGCCUGUUUGCCCAGCCCCUGGCUGCACCAGUAACAACCUUCAACCCCAUCUUCUUGUCUCAGCUGCGACAGGAGAGCAAAACCCAAUAUCAGCUGGCAGCCUCGCAGUGCCACGGCUGCAGGGAGUGCAUCUAUGACAUGCUGAGCACAGGGGAUGUGGCCCUGGGCUUGGCCACUCAGAGCCUGGUGGAGGACUACCAGAAGAGAAAGGCAGCACUUGAUUCCUUCCCUCCCGUGAUCACCGGCAGCCCAUUGCUCACAGCAUUCAGGACAGAACAAGUCACCAGGCAGUACCAAGCUACGGGGCCGGGUGUACGCUUUGUCCCUCACAUCUCAUCAGAACUCAACAUAUCAGAGAACGGCAUGCUGACAUGGGAGCCCCGUGGGACAGCCCCGCUCAGCAUCACCCUGCAGGCUGUCAGCCCACACCUCCCCCCAGCCCUCCUGCAGCUCAGCUUCACCCUGUGCAGCUGCCGCAGCAUCCAGCAGUGUGACUACAGCAGCACGACCACCAUCGCCAGCUCCUCCUUGCAGCUGGCAGCCUGCAGGUGUGACGAUGGAUACUGGGGCCCCUUCUGCGAGCACUCACCGGACCCCUGUGCCCAGGGCUGCUUCCCUGGCGUGGGCUGUGACCCGCACACAGGCUGUGGUCCCUGCCCACCUGGGCUGACUGGCAAUGGGCAGCACUGUGCAGAUAUCGAUGAGUGUGUGCAGAAAACGGCGUGCCAGGGGAACCUCACCUGCACCAACACUGUGGGCAGCUAUACCUGCUCCUGCCCUGCCGAUGCAGCAGGGGAAGGUCUGGGAUGUGGCACUGCCUGCAGGUCCCACUCCUGCCCUGAGGGCUUCUGCAGCAACGGGGGACGCUGCCGCCUGCACCCCCCUUCCUGUACACCCACCUGUGAGUGUCCCCCAGCAUUUACCGACCGGCACUGCGUGGUGGCAGGAGGGGACUUUCUGCCCUUGGCCAGCGCAGAUCUGCCCCAGAGGAGCGUGCUGCUGUGGGUCAGGGCAACGCAAAGUGCCACAGCUGAGGAAGUCAAUGCCACUGUCUCAGCCAUCCUGGGCUCUCUGGAGGUGAAGGCAUUUUGGAGCAACACCAACAUCACCUGCAUCAGGACAGCUGAUGGCCUCACCUUUGCUGUGGUGGCCAAAUUUACCUACAAUAGCAGCAGCUUUGUCAUCCAGCUCCUGAAUGAGGAGCUGACAGUAGCCAUCACCAAUGCUUUCAACGGGCAGAGGGCACGGCGGGAGUUGGCACACUUUGCACACUUACACCUGGACAACAUCACGGACCUGGUGAAAUUAUCAGUGCCUGAGCUGCAGCAUUACUUCUCCUGCUCGCUAUAUGGCUAUGAGGGUUACCAGCUCGACUAUGUGGAGACAAGCGGACUGAUCUGCAUCUCCCCCUGCAAGAAGGGCUACUGCCAGCACGGUGGCCUCUGCCAACACCUGCCUGAGGGUCCCACGUGCAGCUGCGUGCCCUUCUCCAUCUUCUCCCCGGGCGGUGCUCACUGUGAGCAGCUCGCUGUCAGCCUCGCUGCUUUCAUCAGCAUCAUGGUGGGGGCCCUGGCACUGCUCUGCCUCCUGCUCUCCACUGCCUGUCUUGCUGCACAGCUCUGCCGUCGGCAUUGGGAGCCCCGGAGGACCAAGGGGACCUUCUGGAGAGAGCGGCCAUUCUCCUCUCUGAUGAAGGCAGAAGAGGGGGCAGAGGCCUCAGGAAGGCUCUGGGAACCACAGCUCCGGACCAUCGAUCCGUCCAUCCAGAUGCGGUUCAAGAGACCCCACAUCCUGCCUCCAUGCCAAGGCACUGUGCAGCCCUAACAUGCUCUGCUCCCAGCAGUGGGGCAACGAGGUAGGGCUCCGGGCAUGGGAAGGGGAUGGAACAUACAGAGCUGUGGGACGUGGCUGUGCCACGAGGACAUGGGUCACCAAAGCAAUGGGAUCUUCUGCAGAGGACCUGAAGAAGUGAUUAGAGUCAUCCAUAGGAGUGUCUACCACAGAGUGUGCCCCAGCAUGGUGCAACCAGACCCAGCAAUCACACUGCAUUAUGAACAAAUCAGAAUAAAAAUGAGA
Centrocercus urophasianus (Greater sage-grouse) is the source of this 4331-nucleotide messenger RNA. RefSeq names its product mucin 4, cell surface associated (gene MUC4). Lineage: Eukaryota; Metazoa; Chordata; Aves; Galliformes; Phasianidae. Gene Ontology annotation, molecular function: calcium ion binding. The transcript is spliced from 26 exons. The record is from RefSeq and is a predicted model, not a curated record. Bases 9 to 4079 code for a protein of 1356 amino acids. Gene Ontology annotation, biological process: cell-matrix adhesion.